Molecule: messenger RNA, 414 nt
Organism: Oikopleura dioica
Lineage: Eukaryota; Metazoa; Chordata; Appendicularia; Copelata; Oikopleuridae
Source: the annotation of a GenBank genome assembly
AUGAGUUUAUGUUUCAGCCCUGAAGAACUGCUGGUCCAGCGAUUGAACUCAGGCUCCUACCGAGUGUGCGACAAGGACCAGAACAAAUCACUCACAACUCAAGAGGCCUUCAGCUGCUCAGAAGCGUACUUCAGAAGCAUCGGACGUGAAGCAAUUCCGAUUUAUAAGGAGGGAAGUUCCAACAAGGACUUAACCACGGGGGGAUUGGCUGGCGACUUGAACGGCGAUGGUGAAUACACGAGGAAAGAGUGGGAACUGGUGAACCACACUUUGACCUGGAAAAUCACAAAGGCAAUGCUGUCAAUCAUUCUGGAUUGCGACGUGGCCGAAAUCACAGAAUCGACAAUGUUAAAAGGGACUGGGUUGAGUCAAAGCGCGAAAAUAACAAGCGGUAGAAUCUUACGCGGUGAAUAA